GGGCCAUCUCUGGGAGGAGGCUUCGACCUCUUCGACCAGCGCAUCUUCGGACGCUUCGUCCGGAAGCAGAUCCAGGCAGGACGAUGCUACUCGCUCUUGGAGAACCUCACCUACGGAACGAGGCUGCUUGCAUCGUCACCGAACCCUUCGGUUCGGAUUCACAGCCCAGAAGUCAUCGCGCACGGCGCCAGCUUCUUCUGGCUGCGCUCCCACCGUGUCAGGGGCUUGCAAGUACCACCAGUGGCACAUGCGAACUUCGGCAGGAACAAGCUUUACUUCAUGCGGGAUCGACGGGUGUGGUUCGUCGAGAAUCUCACCGAACGCUUUUCCGAACCCGUGCACAAGGACGAAUACUUUCCAGCAGCAGUUUUGCCUCCAGAGCUUUUCCGCGGUGAAUCGAACCCAUUCAUCGGCGGAGCGAGCAGCCACCCCCGCUUCUUCAGGUACUCCCAAACCGGAGCCGCGACUUCCUCGUGUUCCGCGCGUGGGGUGGAGUUUGGCUUGGCGUGCCAGUUCCUGGAAUUGACCGCGGCUUUGGAGCUGGCGGUGGCCCUCGGUCGGCGACUGAUUUUGCCAAAUGCUUUCAACUGCACCUGGUCCCCGAUGUGGAAGCCUUAUGGCAUGGUAAAGACCUUCCAUCAUGAGAACGAGGACUGCACGUUCGACUUCUUCGCGGAUGCAGAAGGUUUCAUCAAGCGCUUCGGACAUCUGCUUGUAGAAGCGAGCUUCGCGAGAACUGACAGCUACGCUCACCUCUCAAAGUCUGCGAGUCCAGUCUUGGAGCUUCUGGCGUCGGAAGACGAAUCCCUUCCGCUUGCAGAGCUACGACACCGACUUGAUGAAAGGGUCGGCGAUGUCCUGGAAGUUACAUGCGAUGUCUUGGAGCUGCGAGAUCGCUUCCGUGCGAACUUCGGCACAUCGCUGGGCCGGGCCCUCUUCCCUUGCCAGUGGAUCGAGUUUGAAGCCUGGUUCUAUGCGCGUCGACCGGAUCAACCAGCGGCCGUAGGUUCGAGGCACUGUGGCGUUCGAGGUUUGGACUGCUGCGCCGUAUAUCAUGGAUGGGCAGAGAAGUUGGAGUACUUCACCGGCAUUGCCUGGGAUUUGCCAUGCGACUGUGGAGUUGGUGCUGCCCUCGGCUGCUUCUCUCGCAGUGGUGGCGAGUGCGCGCGGGAGGAUCAGAAGGCUGCUGCGGACAUCGGCUUCGCAGAGAUGUUUCACCGGCUGGAAGAGCUCUGA
Molecule: messenger RNA, 1236 nt
Organism: Symbiodinium necroappetens
Lineage: Eukaryota; Dinophyceae; Suessiales; Symbiodiniaceae
Source: the annotation of a GenBank genome assembly